AUGGCGACCGCCAGGCUGUCGCCAACGGCGAAUCUUCUACGGAAGUCGCGGUUGUUCGCACUUCCGCAGGCUUUGCAGCCUCCUCAAGACCCCCCAUCAUCCAGGGCUGUGUUCGAGUCGGACACUGCAACACUUCCUCACCCUAUCCGGGCCUCAAUUGUGACACCGCAAAAGUCGCUCGCCAGAGGCGAUUGGGGUCUGAAGAGAGCUCUACCAGCUAAGUCGACAUCGGAGAAAUCAUCGAGGCCCAUCGUUCGCCUUCACGCCCUGGACACCUACGAACAUGUCACCGACUUCGAGUCCGCAGCCGAUCACACGAUGACCCUCGAGAAGUUUCAGGAGCUGCACAUGCCCAUGUCCCUGCCCGCCAAGGUCAAUUACGCGACAAGCAUUGUCCCCAGACAUCAGAGUCCAUUCGAGACGCACGUCGAUAACACCGAGACCAGCAAGGGUCUCGGAGAGCCGGGAGCCAAACAAUACCGACACUCUGGUCCUUGGCUUGCUGGUAUGACUCAGGCAGAGUUUGCUGCCUACCUGAGCCAGAUGACCCGCAAGAAGCCCGAGUUGCUGCAAAAGCUGCGUGAGCGGUUCGUGGCCAAGCGCAACGCAGAGGCCCGGAAGCAGGCGCAGGACAAUGGGGAGGAUUUAAAAACCCUCCAGCCGUCCAAGGUGACUGACGAGGAGUUCCAAACAUACAUCAAGACCCUGCGUGCCGAUCCGUUUGCCCUCGGCCCGGUUGUUUUCGAAUUGCUGGAUCUUCCCUCGUCGCCUGCUGUGCCCAGCGAGCGAAUUGGGCGAAAGUACUACCAGUCCCCCGGAACGAAGCUUUCCGCGCCUGAAUAUGCCGUGACUGGUCCUCCUAAGACACACCCAUCGGCCGGUCUAUCAUACACCCGCUCACACGCUUUGACAUACAACCACCCGCAAUACGGUCCCCAAGCCUAUCAGCGUCCUGUGGAGGCCCGUAUCCUGCGUCCGAAGGGCCGAUUCCGCGGACGGAUGUCGCGCGCUAUAGCAGGUAUUGGUGGUAUUGCCGUGGAAGACCUGAAUGCCAUGACUUUCAUGGACCAAGGUUCUCCCCCUGGCCUGACUUUCUUCGAUGCCACCAUCCCCGGAGGAGCCAAGUACUGGGUCACCCCGAUCCGUGCUGCUGUCGACUCGGAGGGUAGAAUCGGUCUUUCUUCGUACCGUGCGGGUGCUGCUUCCAAGGCACCUUACGGUAUCGAAGAUUACAAGAAGCCGGGCGCUGCCAGCAUCACCGAUGCUGCCCAUCGCCACGCUAACAUGGUGCCCCGUCUGGACCGACCCCGAUACCAGCAACGACCGCAGACCGGGAGACAGCCCAUGAAGGGCACCGAAGAUAUUGCCCGCCUUCUCAUGAACGAUUUGAGCGCAGGCCCAAAGAGCAAGCGCCGGAGUUCAUGA
This is a messenger RNA of Penicillium canariense, 1425 nucleotides long. RefSeq names its product mitochondrial 37S ribosomal protein bS1m. NCBI's taxonomy places the organism in Eukaryota, Fungi, Ascomycota, Eurotiomycetes, Eurotiales, Aspergillaceae. The record is from RefSeq and is a predicted model, not a curated record. The transcript has a single exon. Gene Ontology annotation, molecular function: structural constituent of ribosome. Gene Ontology annotation, cellular component: mitochondrial small ribosomal subunit. Gene Ontology annotation, biological process: mitochondrial translational initiation. The coding region runs from base 1 to 1425 and encodes 474 amino acids.